AAUACUGUACAAAAGAUGAUUGUCGGUUGGAUUAUGAAAAAUUUAAAUUCUUUGAAAUUCCUUCUAAUAAUAUUUACAAUCAACUAUAAACACCCUUACUAUAGUCAUUAUUAGUAAAGCAAUUAAUAAAAUAAGUAGUUGUUACCUUAUUAUCAAACAAGUUCACACAAUAAAACAAAUAUUUACUUUUAGGUCAAGUAUAGUAUAGUUCAUAUUUGACUUAUGAACCAAGGUUAUGAUAGUGUGAAUUCCAUUCUGUGUGUGGUUGCUAUAGCGAUGGGCAUGAAAACAAAACUUUCUUAACUCAUUACUUACAUGAACUCAUUAUAUUAAGCAAGACAUUUAUCAUAUUAACUUUUACAUUAUUGUAACAGAAUGUAUAUAAACAGUUGCCACUUCAGUGUACAACAAUUAACAUUCCUAUUUCAAUGAAUACCACAUAUUUACUUCAAUGCUGUGAUUACAAAGUCUGAUAAACCUUCUCUCAGUAUUUUUGUUAAAUGAAUUGUACAAUUCUGGGAUUUGUUAAAACACAAUGUCUGACAGUGAAGAGGAAGAAGUACAAAACAGAACAGUCAAGAUUACUGUGGUGGGUGAACCUGCUACUGGAAAAAGCAGCUUGUGCUCGCGGUACCUUGGCGGCGGUGGCGGUGGCGCGGGGACAGGGAGCGGUGGCACGCUGGGCGCGGAGGUGGUGGCGGGGCAGUGCGCGGGGCUGCGGCCGCCCGUCCCGCUGCAGCUGUGCGACGUGGCCGGCAACGCACUCGCCACCGCCAUGCUCGCUAACUACUUGUACGCUUCUGAUGUAGUCUUGUUCGUUUAUGACUUAACCAAUCUCCAAAGCUUCGAGAGACUCCAAACAUGGUUCGUCAAAGUGCGCGAGAUAUUCGAGCCUGAAAUGAAGAAGCCUGUAAUGGCUCUCUUUGGCAACAAGUCAGACUUGGAACACCAGAGGGCGGUCAGGCUCUCUGUCGUACAGAAAUUCGCCUCCGAACACUUACUAGAAAACUAUAAGGGAUCUGCCAGGACUGGAGAAAUGGUGAAUAGCGCAUUUACGAACCUAGUAGCUCGAGUGCUAGGUAUGAAAGUGCGGGUGCUGCCCACCGCGACCAACGGCAAGUCGCCGCCGCCGCGAGAGCCCGAAGUCAACGGCAGAGUCACCUUAGAGCCCUCACAUUCCCUUAUCAUGAACAGAAAGGCUCUCCGACGGAUCCAGAGGAAAGCCUCCUCUUCCGUUUGUUGUAUACAAUAAUAAAAAUCUCUAAUUUUGA
Messenger RNA from Pectinophora gossypiella (pink bollworm), 1271 nucleotides. RefSeq names its product ras-related protein Rab-28-like. Lineage: Eukaryota; Metazoa; Arthropoda; Insecta; Lepidoptera; Gelechiidae. The record is from RefSeq and is a predicted model, not a curated record. The transcript is spliced from 4 exons. Bases 536 to 1252 code for a protein of 238 amino acids. Gene Ontology annotation, molecular function: GTP binding; GTPase activity. Gene Ontology annotation, cellular component: Golgi apparatus; endosome.